Messenger RNA from Brassica napus (rape), 366 nucleotides. RefSeq lists its product as uncharacterized. NCBI's taxonomy places the organism in Eukaryota, Viridiplantae, Streptophyta, Magnoliopsida, Brassicales, Brassicaceae. Bases 1 to 366 code for a protein of 121 amino acids. The record is from RefSeq and is a predicted model, not a curated record. The transcript has a single exon.
AUGGCCCUCGCCGUAUCCCACGCCGAGAAGACAGCGGUUUUUGUGGAUGAGACGGCAAAGAAAGAUCCAACGCUGAAGGCUUCGUUCACUGAGUGCCACAAGGCUUACUUAGCCGUGGUGGCUGAUCUCAAGAGCGCAAACGUGAAGCUCAAGCUAUCCCCGGAUACAGCUCACUACGACGUUAGGGCUUCUAACGACAAAAUGAGACGCGUGGCAGGAUUGGUUGGGACAAACAGUGACAAUGCUUCAACCACGCUCAAGGAAAUGCCCGUGCUGAUGGAUAAACUCCUAGAUCUUGCAGCUGGAGUUGCCGAUGCCGUGGACUGGGCCGGUCCUGAGCAAAGCCUAAUGAAACAUUGGCCUUAG